Messenger RNA from Brachypodium distachyon (stiff brome), 1068 nucleotides. Its product is annotated as ABA-inducible protein PHV A1. Lineage: Eukaryota; Viridiplantae; Streptophyta; Magnoliopsida; Poales; Poaceae. The record is from RefSeq and is a predicted model, not a curated record. The transcript has 3 exons. Bases 185 to 877 code for a protein of 230 amino acids.
CCUCCAAAUCAGAGGCACAGUACUCGAAUCCAAACCGAGUUGAGCGAAAGCCGUUUCCCAAAGCGAUCGAGCUAGCUUGUUUUCCCAGCGAGACACUGAUUCUGUUCGUGAGAUCGAGCGAAGGAGGAAAGGGGAAUUAGGAGCUGUUUGCGUGAGCCGAUUUCUGAUCAGUAGUACGUGAGAGAUGGCCUCCAACCAGGACAAGGCGAGCUACCGCGCCGGCGAGGCCAAGGCCCGCACCGAGGAGAAGUCUGGGCAAGUGACUGGCGCGGCCAAGGACAAGGCGUACGAGGCCAAGGACAGGGCGUCCGGCGCGGCGGGGCACGCGGCCGGGAGAGGGCAGGACGCCACGGAGGCCGCGAAGCAGAAGGCCGAGGAGGCCAAGUACAAGACUUCGGAGACGGCGCAGGCAGCAAAGGAGAAGACGGGGCAGACGGCGCAGGCCGCCAAGGAGAAGACGUCUCAGACGGCGCAGGCGGCGAAGGAGAAGACGGCGCAGACGGCGGAAGCCACCAAGGAGAAGACGGCGCAGACGGCGCAGGCGGCAAAGGAGCGCGCCAUGGAGAGCAAGGACCAGACGGGGAGCUUCCUGGGGGAGAAGACGGAGGCGGCGAAGCAGAAGGCGUCGGAGACGGCGCAGUACGCCCAGGAGAGGGCCUCCGAGGCGGCGCAGUACGCCAAGGAGACCGCCGUCGCCGGCAAGGACAAGACCGGCAGCGUCCUCCAGCAGGCAACCGAGCAGGUGAAGGGCGCGGUGGUGGGAGCCAAGGACGCGGUGGUGAACACGCUCGGGAUGGGGGGAGACAACGCCAGCAGCACCAACACCAAGGACACCACCGGCAGCGGCGCCACCGAGAAGAUCACCAGGGAUCACUAGAUGCUUAUUCCCUUUCGUUCCGUUUCUUGAGACUGUUUCGAGUUUCUGUUUGUAAGUUGGGACUGCGGUCGCGUGAGAAUGCAUGUGUUUGACGACAGAUCUAUCGGCGUGGUCGUCAGGCUUCUCGUUUUAGUUUCCAUUAUGUUGGGAUAAUAAUAAUAAAGUUGAUCUUGAGCUUGUAUUUGUACUUU